Lepus europaeus (European hare) is the source of this 915-nucleotide messenger RNA. RefSeq names its product olfactory receptor 4K14-like. NCBI's taxonomy places the organism in Eukaryota, Metazoa, Chordata, Mammalia, Lagomorpha, Leporidae. The transcript has a single exon. Gene Ontology annotation, biological process: G protein-coupled receptor signaling pathway. Gene Ontology annotation, molecular function: G protein-coupled receptor activity; olfactory receptor activity. Gene Ontology annotation, cellular component: membrane. The coding region runs from base 1 to 915 and encodes 304 amino acids. The record is from RefSeq and is a predicted model, not a curated record.
AUGGAUUAUGGAAAUCAGUCCAUGGUAUCAGAAUUUGUGCUUCUGGGACUUUGCCAAUCAUGGGAUAUUCAAGUCUUACUGUCUGUGAUAUUUUUAAUGCUUUACCUAAUCAUUGUAUCUGGAAAUACCAUCAUCAUGUUCUUAGUCAUCACUGACCCCUGUCUCCAUUCCCCAAUGUACUUCUUUUUGGCCAACUUGUCUUUUGUUGACAUGUGGCUUUCCUCAAACACCACUCCUAAGAUGAUCACAGACAUUCUCAGGGAGAACAAAACCAUUUCCUUUGGAGGAUGCAUAUCCCAGAUCUUCUUUUCACAUUUCAUUGCAGGACUUGAGAUGGUGAUACUGGUGAUCAUGGCCUAUGAUCGCUAUGUAGCAAUCUGCAAACCACUCCACUACUCCACCAUUAUGAGCCUACAAAAGUGCAUUGGACUGGUGUUGACUGGCUGGAUCAUUGGUUUUGUGCAUGCCAUGAGUCAAAUUGUUGUGAUUGUACAGCUACCUUUCUGUGGUCCCAAAGAAAUAGACAGUUUCUUCUGUGACAGACCAUUAGUGAUCAAGCUCGCAUGCAUGGAUUCCUCUAACUUGAAAAUCUCAAUGAAUGCCAACUGUGGAGUUGUGGCCGUGUCGUGCUUCAUUUUGUUACUGAUAUCCUACACAUACAUUCUUCUCACUGUUCACCGAAGCUCAAAAACUGGUGCAUCGAAGGCCCUCUCUACCUGCACUGCCCACAUCACAGUGGUAGUGCUCUUCUUUGGGCCCUGUAUGUUCAUCUAUGUGUGGCCACUCAACAUCACCUGGAUAGACAAAUUUCUUGCUGUGUUUUACUCUGUUAUUACACCUCUCCUAAAUCCAAUCAUUUACACUCUGAGAAACAAAGAGAUGAAAAAUGCUAUGAAGAGAUUCAGAGGCUACUAA